Lethenteron reissneri (Far Eastern brook lamprey) is the source of this 3628-nucleotide messenger RNA. RefSeq names its product gremlin-2-like. Lineage: Eukaryota; Metazoa; Chordata; Hyperoartia; Petromyzontiformes; Petromyzontidae. The record is from RefSeq and is a predicted model, not a curated record. Gene Ontology annotation, molecular function: receptor ligand activity; BMP binding. Gene Ontology annotation, biological process: animal organ morphogenesis.
GAGAGCCAGAGAAAGCGAGAGAGAGCCACACGGAGAGAGCAAACAGGUAGCGAAACAGCUCACGAUAUAGUGAAGCUCAAGCCAGUAACAUCGGUUGGCAAGUGAGCGUCAACUUAUAAGCACGGAGCACAGAGGGCUUUUGGAAGCAAAUACGCAGGUGAAAAGCAACAGCACGCAGCUGCGUGUUCAGAGUUUGUGCAAUACUCAUUUGUAUUGUUCCUGGAGAAUACUCCGAUCAUUACACGGGGUUCAAGCUCGGCCACAUCACAAGAUUUCGUUGCUCCGAAAACAAGACAAGGCGGCGCCUCAAACAAGCGAUGCCGACCCGGGUGCCCUUCCCCCCCGCUCUGAUGCUGCUCCCACUGCUGCUCGUCGCCGCAGCCGCAUCUCUCCUCGCGUCCGACACUCGCGACUCGCUACCCGAGACCGCCCGUCGCGUCCGCCCUCGGGGUGGCGGGGAGCCUCCGUCGCCGGCCAAGGCGAGGCCGAACGACUCGGCGGGCAGGCGGGCCGCUCUCGCGUCCACCAAGGACGCCCUGGCGUCCAGCCAGGAGGCGCUCAUCGUGACAGAGAAGAAGUACCUAAAGAGGGACUGGUGCAAGACGCACCCGCUCAAGCAGACGAUCGGCGAGGAGGGCUGCCUCGGACGCACCAUCAUCAACCGCUUCUGCUACGGCCAGUGCAACUCAUUCUACAUCCCGAGGCACGCGCGCAGAGAUCCGUCGGCCGCCGCCGCCGCUGCUGCGUCUUCAUCGUCGUCGUCCUCGUCGUCGUCGUCGCUGUCGUUCAAGUCGUGCUCGUUCUGCAAGCCUCACCGCUACACCACCCUCACCGUGACGCUCACCUGCCCCGAGCAGCAGCCGCCCGUGCGGCGCAAGAGGGUGCAGCGUGUAAAGCAGUGCAGAUGCAUCUCGGUGCAGGUGAACGACUGAGAGAGGCGGUGGUGGCGGUGGUGGUGGUGGUGGUUGUGAGGGCAGCGGUGGUAAUAUUCGUGGCAAUGCGACAGGGGGUAUGAACUAAACUAAUAGGGGUUUUCCCCUUUUUUCUGGCAACAAAACUGACACCUUUUGCAAGGAAUCAUGUUUACAUUAACCACAAUACUUGCAGUCAAAUGCAAACAAAAAACAAUACUCUGAUCAUUAAUGCAUUGUCUUUGAAACUGAUUGGUCCACACCAGAGACAGCUUUCUUUGGAGCCUCGUCUCAUACGGUGUUCGACCAGAUGACGCCAAAAGGCGCACAGUUCAAGACAACGCACUACCAGAGUAAUGAGAGCUCGGGGUGAGCAGCUACAUCAUGGGACCUCUUUUAGUAUAUUUUGGUACUGGCAAAAGAGGUCUCAUGAAAAAUGGGGUAUGAACUUUACCGAUGACAACAACAAUAACGACAACGACGCCACGGGGGGUAGCCAGCAGCAGCAGCAGUGGAGGUCGUUACAGAAGUAACCUCGUUAUCGGCGGUAACUCGGUUAACUUUGAGCAACAGAUGAAAUCCUGUCGUCACGGUUAACUUCGCUAGCGGAAGCAGCAGCAGCAGCAAUCGUAGCUGGAACAUCAUCAGUUCGCGGAGGUAGCUGUAAUCAUCAGUCACUUCUUCUUAUUCAGCAGCUGCAGCAGCACCACCAGCAGUGAUAACGGAAUACAGUUCAGCAGCUGGCGUAAUAACAUCGGCAACAUCAUCGCCGUCAUCGGCGGCGAUGAUAACCAUCAUAACAGCAGCAGCAGCAGCAGCAACUCCAUCAUCGCCUUCUUCAGAAUUAAUAGAAGCAAACUAUAUUAAUUAUCACGCGAACUGGCGUAUCACCUCUGCUCCGUAUGGGUUUUAUUUUAUUUACAAUCCACUGCCGCAUAAAGGGCUUCCACCCGCAGUGUCGCUCGUAGGAGUUGUUUGACCAUACUUCACCACGAUGAUCAGUUUGCUUGUUAGUGAAGUGUGUGUGUGUGUGAGUUGGGAUGUGGACGUGAACAAUGGGGUAAAGAGGGUGGGGGGGAGAUGGGCACUACUUUAUUUGGAAGCCACCAGAACGAACUUCACAUCGACUCGCAGGCCACGUGCUGCGUUCACGUUGUGCCGCCCAGGGACAGCUGCCACUGGGGGUGCCCUCUGUCGGGGAUAAAUUUCAUGGGAGGCCAAGGUAAGAAUAUUAAGUGGUGGUGGUGACGAUAAUGAUCAUCGUUAAUUCGUAAUAUUUAAGGCUGGCACAUCAGAUAUUUUAUCCACUCUGUUGUCAAAUGCAUUCAUUUUAUAUGUCCUUAGGACUGUAUAUACAGGCUUGUUUUCAUAUUUGUUGUGCAUGUCUUAUAUAAUUCCACUGUGUGGAAUUAUUUUUGUUAUAUUUGGUUCUAUAUUACAUGAUCCUUCUAUACGUGACUAUAUUUACGAUACAAUGUCAGGUCUCCCCAGGCCCUGUCAUAUUUCACCACGCUGGUCGCUACGGGUCGGUGAUGGUGUGCGAGGUUCAGGACUGGUUCAGAUCUCACUCACCGCUGAUGUUGGCUGUGGGAGGGAAUCGAUCUCGCUGCUAAUUAACUUUUUAUUUGUCCAUGAAAGCUUCACUUGGUGUCAAGAUUUUAAUUUUUUAGGAUUUUAGGAGAGCCCUUGCUCAAAAUCAGAAUAUGUAUUCAUACCGGAGGAAUCCAAUGAGCCAUGAAGCUCUUCUCCACAGGUGUCCAGUAGGGGCAGGUCAGAACAUAGCCACCAACGAUACAAAAACAUGACAGGAGUUCAGGACAUAGGAAAGGUAAAACAAAAAACUUAAAAACUAUACAAAUAAAAGUAAACUUUUUCUUGUUACCAGGUAAAGCCCACUGAGCUAUUAGCUUAUUUUUCAGAAGCGACCUGGCCGCAAAUGAUAGCUCCCAGAGAAAAAACUAAUCCACGCAGGGAUAUAUGCCAGAAUCCAAUGUUUUCCUGCCAUCUCGUGGACACCUUAAACGUGUGUACGUUGAACUUCUUUCGCGCCGUACGUAGCCAACCGCGCUAAUUAUAGGUGCCCGGGAGAAAGACACCAAACUGAAACACACGGAAAGAACUGUUCUAAAAAAAAUCGUUGUGUAAUCUACGUGUAAAAGUGUAUAGCGCCGGUAGCUUCUUAAUAUCACAAGGAAGAGCGUUCCAGACGGCCGCAGAAGCGCAUCUGAAAGCGCCACGCGAUGGCGGUGACCGUCUUCGUUCGAUGGCAGCAGCCAAAAUCCGCCUGCUGCGAGGAUGAGUGUCGCGUGAUGGUGUGAUGCUCCUUCACGAGAUCGGCGAGGUAUUACGACUCAUUUGUGGCAUGCAGUUUAAUACCGAGGUAAACCCUUGCAGUCCCAGCCUACAUACGUGUGCUAUUCCCCAGAAGCCCUCCGUCCAAGUACGAAUCUGGCUGAAACCUCCAAAGCUUCGGAGGAGAUCGGACGCACAUUCGUGGUGAUUUGGUCGUAGAAAUGCGCACCAGUCUCUCUGAAGGGCUGCUGCAGCCUGCGCCCCUUCGAUUGAAGAAGACAUUUCAAAACUGCACGCGAGCUCCCUACUGAAAGCCAUCUCGUCGCGCCCGUCAGAAUCUUAUCUUGUUCCCUGAGCACGUUGCCCAUCGUACGGCAAAGCAUAGAAUGGCGUGGGCCGUGCAAAGCGCCUCGCGUUGGUGGCAG